AUGGAUUCCGGAGUCGACUUGGAAGCUUUUGAAGAGCUGACGAGACUUACCGCAGACCUUGCGGUAGACAACUCAGAAGAUGAAUUUGAGGAUGAAGACAUCGAAGAGACUCUUUUGUUGGAAGAACUUCCCUCUAAAAAAUUUUUGGAGCAAUCAGUGAUAAAACAGCGCGAAGAUAACAUCUGUCCAUUUGACAUUCUUCCAGAGGAAAUCAUUCUCAGAAUAUUUUCAUUCUUUACCCUUGGUGAAUUGUGUAGACAUGUGGCCCCAAUUUGCAAAAUGUGGCUACAUUAUUCCAGGUGUCCACUUUUACGACAGAAACUUUCAUUCUGGGAAAGUAGCCGAGAAAGAUCUCUUGAAGAGAUCAACGACAUUAUCCAAUCGAAUUUUACUCUUCUCAGAGACCUCUGCCUUCAGCCGAGGAUGGAAUUGACGUUACACGGCUGUAGAUUGUUGGCACAAUCAUGCCCUCAUCUGCAGACACUUUCUUUGUCUUUUUGUAGUCAAGUCAACAAACCGAUUAUCGAUCAAUUUGUCACGUUUUGCCCAAAGUUACGUGACCUUAACCUAGCAGGAUGUGGCGUGACUGAUCAGUGUUUGGAUGGCCUGAACAAGGUACCCUUGAGGAAAUUCAACGCCUCUCAUUGCACUAAGCUUACAGACGAUGGACUUAAGUUUCUUUCAACAGAGUGCCAUCAACUUUGUCACCUAAAUUUUGAUGGAAUUCAGUGGAUCACUCAUGAUGCAAUUACAGUGCUGGUGGAAAAUUGCUAUAGACGUCUUGAGUAUCUCUGGCUUGAUGGCGAAAACAUGACUGAUUGUACUGUUCAACUAAUUGGGAAAUGCUACCAUUUGAAGUAAGAGGACAUUUUGAAUAUGUGAUUGGAACAAGUUGACUGUGCUCUUAAUUUAGGUAAUAAAGUCCUUGUCUCAGCAUCCAAACAGACCGGAUAUGAAUGGAAGUCGUAAUACUUGUCAUCCUCACAAGCUUGGUGAUCAACUGUUAUUAUGAUUCAAUUUGUUUCAACUAUUUGAUUAUCUCAGAUAUUUUCCCUAGGUUAACUUAACAAUGGCUUCACAAUGACAUUGAAGCAUUGGUUACUUUCACUACUUUUACCCUGUCAAGUGAUUGAUGCUAAACUCAAUUUAACUCCUAGAAGUUAUUGACAUGAAACUUCUCCCUGUAAUAUUCAUACAUUAUUCAGCAAACAGGAAAUGAGAAUAUUCAAACUUAUCAGGUAGAAGCUGCCAUCCUUAUUUAGCACCAAGCUUUCAUAACUAAUUCACAAGGAAAUGUGUGGCAGUCAGAGAGGAAAAUUAACAAUAAGAUCUUGGGAAUUUAAGGGUUAAAAGAAGAUUCAUAUGAAGUUUUGUGGGAGAAUCAGGGGCCUGACACAGUGAAUGCAUGGGACUCUUGAUAUUAGACCUGACCAGGUCAUGUUGUUGUUCCUGGUCAUGGAACUUUCCACUCACUGUGACUCUCUUUACUCAGGAAUACAAACAGGUAGCAGUAAUCUCUCCUCUCUCCCAAGAACCUGACGAAAUGCUGGGGUCAUCUGCAAUGGUCUAGCCAUUCAUAUGAAAGGAGGGGGGGGAGGUUGGUAAUAUUCUUCAUCACCUUAUGCUAUGGAGACCAAGUAAAGCUGCAAUGUGUAGUGAGCUACCUGCCUCAAGUGCAGACUGGAUACUAAGUUUUUAAGCUCAAUGACAUUGACUGUUUUUGAUGAAUUUUCAGAUGUUUGGGUCUGUCGUUUUGUACCUCACUAACUGACCAAUCGCUGGAAUGUGUGCAGAACAUGAAAAAUCUUGCAUCACUAACGUUGAAAAAAGGUACAGAGUUUUCUGCCAAAGCUUUAAAAGAACUUUUUGAACAUCUUCAUCCACAAAAUUCAGGUAGUGCUACUGGCUUAUUCCAUGUCAAUGUCGCAGAGUGUACAAACCUUAAUGAUGAAGCUGUAAGCUCGCUUGCUGAAAGGUAAUGUAGAGUAGAUUGUCAUGGUGAUUAUAAUUGUUAAAUUUUGAAAAAUUUUAGCUGUGACUUUAAAUACAUGUAAACUAUAUUUUACACUUAAGAUUAUUACUCUUUCAAAACAUGAAGUACAACAAACUAAUUUUUUUAAUAAAAGCCCUUGAAGCUUUAAAGUUUUUUUUUCAGUUAUUAGCAUUAAUUUCUGUGGUAACUUGCUUUGAAUAGUGAUGUUGUUCAAUCUCAAUUCUGACACUUCCAUCUGAUAUUAACAAGUCUGUUUGAAACUGGACAGGUGCAUCUGAUUUUGGAUGUUUUUCAUUUGAUCUUUAAAAGGAUAGCUUUGUUAAAUUAUUAAACUUAUCAAAGGUCAUAAUUUUCUUUUAAUAUUUGGGCAGCCUAAUCAUGUCCUUUUAUAUUUUUCAAACAGCUGCAGAAAUCUGCGAAGCAUUGAUAUUUCCUGGUGUUGGGAAGUUACUGAUGUUGGCCUUGCACAUGUGAUCAACAAAUGUCACCAAAUGAUUGAUAUGAACAUCUGUGGCGCUAAAGACUUUCGUGGAAAUCCAUUAAAGAAAAUACCACAGCAAAUGCCUAGAUUAAGACGACUUGAUGCAUCACAAUGCAAUCUGGUGCCAGAUGAAUUAUUGGAUGAACUUGUGUCAAUAAUGCCACAAAUGACUGUUAUUAAUUAUUAUGGCGAGGAAGUUCUUCCACCGAAAUAUAUUAGUGAGACCCAUAUAGUUAAGGUUGGGACAUGGUUUAAAUGACAGCAAUAUUAUGAGUAACCUCAGUUGAUUAUCAGGUUUCUAAGCUCUCAAAAUACAACUUGGGAACAGGC
Molecule: messenger RNA, 2804 nt
Organism: Pocillopora meandrina
Lineage: Eukaryota; Metazoa; Cnidaria; Anthozoa; Scleractinia; Pocilloporidae
Source: the annotation of a GenBank genome assembly